This is a messenger RNA of Puma concolor (puma), 1469 nucleotides long. RefSeq names its product pleckstrin homology and FYVE domain containing 2 (gene PLEKHF2). Gene Ontology annotation, biological process: endosome to lysosome transport; endosome organization. NCBI's taxonomy places the organism in Eukaryota, Metazoa, Chordata, Mammalia, Carnivora, Felidae. Gene Ontology annotation, molecular function: metal ion binding; phosphatidylinositol binding. The record is from RefSeq and is a predicted model, not a curated record. Gene Ontology annotation, cellular component: early endosome.
GACCUUCGCUGCCGUCGCCGCCGCCCGCGCCCGGCCGGGCUACUAGCAGAAGAUGGUGGAUCGCUUGGCAAACAGUGAAGCAAAUACUAGACGUAUAAAUAUAGUAGAAAACUGUUUUGGAGCAGCUGGUCAACCCUUAACUAUACCAGGAAGGGUUCUUAUUGGAGAAGGAGUAUUGACUAAGUUGUGCAGAAAAAAGCCCAAAGCAAGGCAGUUUUUCUUAUUUAAUGAUAUUCUUGUAUAUGGCAAUAUUGUCAUCCAGAAGAAAAAAUAUAACAAACAACAUAUUAUUCCCCUGGAAAAUGUCACUAUUGAUUCCAUCAAAGAUGAGGGAGACUUAAGGAAUGGAUGGCUUAUCAAGACACCAACUAAAUCAUUUGCAGUUUAUGCUGCCACUGCCACUGAGAAAUCAGAAUGGAUGAAUCACAUAAAUAAAUGUGUUACUGACUUACUCUCCAAAAGUGGGAAGACACCCAGUAAUGAACAUGCUGCUGUCUGGGUUCCUGACUCUGAGGCAACUGUAUGUAUGCGUUGUCAGAAAGCAAAAUUCACACCUGUUAAUCGUCGUCACCAUUGCCGCAAAUGUGGUUUUGUUGUCUGUGGGCCCUGCUCUGAAAAGAGAUUUCUUCUUCCAAGCCAGUCCUCUAAGCCUGUGCGGAUUUGUGACUUCUGCUAUGACCUGCUUUCCACCGGGGACAUGGCCACGUGCCAGCCUACUAGAUCAGACUCUUACAGUCAAUCAUUGAAGUCUCCUUUAAAUGAUGUAUCUGAUGAUGAUGAUGAUGAUGAUAGCAGUGACUAAGGACAUAUUUUGAAAUAUUUAAUUGGGUGUGACUACCUGAGAAAUCAGCUCUGGGAGAACAUAGAAUUCUGAGCUUUCUCUCAGUUUUGCUCUAGCCGUGAAUUUGCCUGAGAAUCUUUUAACCUAUGUGCCUCGAUAUAUUCUAUAGAAAAUAGGUCCUGUCAUUUUGUCCCCCCACCCCCACCCAACUCCCCGCUCUUCUACAGGGAUAGACUUUUGCAAAUCUACCAGAUAAAUUUUUGGUUUCUUAUUCUUGUUUAAUUUUAGAUUAUUUUGUUGGAAGGUUGAGAAAAGAUUUUUUUUUAACAGAUCAUGUAUUACAUUGAUGUUUACUAUAUGUUCUGUUAUAUGGAAAUACUAAAAGCAAAAAAUGAUGGAAAAAGUUGUAUAACGCAGUUAGCUAAUAUUAUUAGCUUUUUUCCUAACCAUUCUAUGUAAUGGUUAAGACACCAGUAACAAAAAAACGUGAUUUGAAAAUACUUUGUUCGGCUUUUUCGUAUACCAAGUGGUGCCUUAUCAUAAUAGCACUGUUAAAUGAAAUAAGCCCCUACCUUCUCACUUUUAGUUUGUUUUGAAAAUACACUGGUGCUCUUUGAGGUGAUAAAAUGAGUAUUUAUGAAUGGGUAUAAUUAGAAAAUACUUCUCAUCUGCAAGCUAAAAAUAACUA